Molecule: messenger RNA, 5817 nt
Organism: Strongylocentrotus purpuratus (purple sea urchin)
Lineage: Eukaryota; Metazoa; Echinodermata; Echinoidea; Camarodonta; Strongylocentrotidae
Gene: bfar
Product: bifunctional apoptosis regulator
Exons: 8
Coding region: 268-1734 (488 amino acids)
Biological process (GO): proteasome-mediated ubiquitin-dependent protein catabolic process
Cellular component (GO): nucleus
Molecular function (GO): ubiquitin protein ligase activity; protein binding
Source: RefSeq, a predicted model, not a curated record
UUUCAGUGAGCAGUAUUGACCGAGUUGUCUAUGAUUUGGGGCGAUUUUUUGUUCUUAACUGAUGAAGUUACUGUGGCCGUGAUGUUCGUGUUCCGUUAUUUAUUUCUUUUCAUUUUCUGUAGAUGCGUCAUUUCUGCAGUGGAUGGAGCAUGAGAUGCGGAACAUAAAAUUGAUUUUCAGAAAUGGCCAUUACCACAUCAUCGUGGCAAGAAGAAUUCUGCAGUACUGUUAGUGUUAGUCUUAUACCGGGACUUGUAAAACGCCACAAUGGCUGCCUCAAAAGAAGAUUCACACAGCCAAUUUCACCAAAAUGUCAAACAAUCAAACCUGAAAGCCAAUGGCCAGUACGACCAACCGAUCAGGCACUCUCGCUCCCAUUCCACAAGCGAUCUUCCUGCAAGAGAGUUUGAGGAAAGGACGUUAAAACCCUCCUUGUACGAGGAAGCCGGAACGGAGAGUCCGGAUGACGCGCUUUACUCGGAAGUGAGCUCGCUAGACAGUAAUUUCUCCUGUGCAUGCUGCUAUGAGCUCAUGGUGCAACCCACAACGUUGAACUGUGGACACAGCUUUUGUCGGCUGUGCCUAGCCAGAUGGUGGAAGACGUCACAGAAGACUACAUGUCCAGAGUGCAGGCAACCUUGGACUGGAUUCCCUCAUAUCAACAUCAUCAUCAGGAACACGAUCGAUAAGCUACAUCCCAAGGCCAUUCGCAGGCGUACCGCCUCCCUCCAACCCUUCGAAGACACCAAGCUUCUCCAGGAGUUUGAGGAGUUUGGAGAGGCGGAAGAGAAGACGAGAGAAUCAGAGACGGCAGGAGGAAGGCAAGACAGACUCAGGAAGGGGUUCGUGUGGGGAGUCCUCACAACACUGGGCCUUGUGUUUUUUUUCCAGAUCCUGUUGAAUUGGAACAGGCAGGACAGUGAGAUGUUGGUGUACAAACCCCUUUCAAGAUGGAGACCUGCCGACGUCUCACAGUGGCUAUCGGAGCUAGGAGCCUGGGCUGCCGAUGGCUACAGUAGGCAGUUCAAUGCUAGUGAAAUAAAUGGGGUGCUCCUGGAGGGACUACAGUCUGAAGGAGAACUGGAGAAGGAGCCGUUCAACAUCAACAACUCACUUCAUCGGCAGGCCAUCCUGAUAGCCCUGGAGAAGGUCAAGCAGCUCGGUGGAAAACCUCCAAUAGAUCUUUGGGAGUUCAAGGCGUUGCAUCAAGGCCUGAGCACUUUCCUAUCGUACACGGUGCGAGAGUUCCCUCGUCUGACCAUGACCGGCAUGUACAUGUUCUACUAUGAAGAUGUUUUCCUUCCAUUCAUCCAUCUCGUCUGCCCAGCAAGGUCCGCCGUCUCUGGAGAAGCAAACAUCAUUGUGCAAUACUAUAGCGAAGACAUUGCCUGGGAGCAGUGGGUGGAGUUCAUCCCCAAGUUCCUCUUCCUCCCGUAUUACCUGUACGCAGAGUUUGCCUGGAACUUUGCCGAUGUAAACGCCUUGCCCGUAGCUUUCACCCUCGCAAACUGUGCCUUCCUCACCAUGGUGGAGGCCAAGGCUAUCACCGCUUUCGUCAGGCGGGGCGUCAGGACUACAUUCUUCUCCUUGAAGCGUCAGACGAACAUGUUAUUCGUCAUCUUCUUCAGUUGUCUCCUCUGGCCCAUCAUACCCACUAUCCUCACAGACCUCAUGUUCUACAUCUCCAUGUAUUACUCACCUUGUAUCAACUUCUAUGAAGUUUUCAUGCAGUGAGCCAGAAGCAAGAAGGCCGUUAUUGACAUUGACAAUAUAUAGCUCUUAUGUUCCUAAUACCUACAUCUACCCGCUAGAAGGCCAUUAUUGCCAUUGAUGAUAUAUAGCUCUUACAGGUUUAAUACCAACAUCUUCCCCGCUAGAAGGUUGUUACUGCCAUUAACAAUGCAAAGAUAUAAGGUCCUAAUACCAAAAAAUUGUUCAAUGAAGAGGGAAUAAUUCUGAAUCAUGCAAAAGCAGAUCUAUAUCUGUGUGUUAUAUUUCUUGUGGGUAUCCAUUCAGAAGCCUGUAUUGAAAUUUUCAGGUGAGCUUGUGCUUGACUUUUUUUUCUUCUCGGAAGCAUCAAGAAAAUAUACAUUGUAGAAAAGAAAUCAAUUUGCAAAUUUUUUAAAUAAUGUCCCAACUAAUGGGUGCUAAACAAAAGAACAUUGGUGUACUUAAAAUUGUAUUCCGAUACUUGUGCGUGGAGCUUGAUUUUUAUCAUUUUGUCAUAUCUGAACUAAACAUAUUUUGUAUCAUUGAAGACUCAUUGUUACUAAUUAUCAGAAUAUACCACCUCACAUAUCAUGUCAUUUCUUUAGAACUCUUUCUAGGCUACAAACAGUAUCAAUUUUGUUACAGUCUUCGAGAAUAGUUUAUUGUGAUCCUAUGUGGACAAGUUGAGAAUGCUGAUAAAUUCUUGGAUUGAUCGUGAGACCAAUGAAAUCUGAGAACAUGCUACCCUCUGUCAAAAGAUUUAAUGUAGCUAAUUUUGACCUUUUUUUUGCCACAUUUGUAUACGGAGAGAUGGUAGGAUCGAAAAAGAUAAUUAUGCAAGGAUGCAUAGGAGAGGAGAUAGAAAGGAGCUUAGAUGGACUGUCAGAAGUAGACGGUUAACAGGGGGGGCAUUUCACAAACUUGUCAUCAGUGAUAAAUGACAGUUUUUGUUAUAAGCUACUGAAAUCCUUGCUUCUGAUUGGUUAUCAGCAGAUUUGUCACUGAUUUUUGUCAUUUGUCAUUGAGAAAGGCUUUGUGAAAAGCCUUCCUGGUCUACCUCUUGUCUGAGCUCAUCGCAUGGCUCAAGACAGGAAAAUCUGUAGAACAAUCAUCAAUAAUAAGAAUGGCAAAGGGUCAGUCAUGACUUAUUGGACCACGAUACUAUGGAAAAUUAUAGUUAUGUUAUGAGGUUACAUUUAUCUGCUAAAAUAUUCUACCUUAUGAAUAUUAAUUCAAUAAUGACCUGUGUGAAUACAUGUACCAAAAUUAUUAUAUUUUUAAGCAGAGCACUGGUAUGUAAUGUACAUGCUAUGUUAUAGUUUUGUAUUACCUUCUGUUAUUAUGUUUUAAAAUAUUUUGUGUAUUUUAUUAAGCGAUCACCUUAUAGUUGAACCUGUAUCUUCUUUUCUUGCUGUUUGUUUUCAUAAAAAUGAAAAGUCUACCCCUGCAAACUUGCUACUUAAAUACAUAAUUGCCCACAUACAGAUAGAAAACAUAAGCGUACCGAGAGCUGGUCACUUUUGUUAAACUUCUGGGGGUUGUUUCACGAAACCAAGUCCAUAACAGUCGUAUCUUUGUCCGCGACCUUUAGAGAUGUCAGGAAGCGGACAAACUUUUUCACACAACCAUGAUAAGCAACACAUUCAUGAUUUCACUACUAUCGGCUAAAAACUAAAGUCUCUGUCUCGAUCCAUCAGAUUUUUAUCCUGGAUUACCAAGAUAGAUUGAGGCUUAAUUUCACUCAAAUUGUUUCCAAAAGUAAAAAUACAAGAGAGUGUCGGGGAAGUUGUCCCUUGCGUUGGCAAAGACGGUUUAUGAAAUGCUUAGCGGUCAAGUCGAGUGACUGCGUCAAGAUGUCCUUGAUCUUGUACUCAUGACGAUUUUGUGAAACCACUCCCUGCUGUCCUCACAUUUAUUUCACAUGUAGUGGUUCAUUAAGCCUUUGACACUCAAGCUCGUAUCAUGUAUAGUAAUUUCAAUUUUUAUCUUGUUCUCUUUCUUAUGUCAAACAUGUUGAUUGAUUUUUAAAUUAAACUAAAAACUUGAAAUAAUCAUCUGAUGAAAAUACAGGCCCGUCAAAUCACCUUUUGUCUGCUACAACCCAGAACUCGUACUUUUACACAGAUUUAAUACUUGCCGGAUUCUCAACAGACACAUUGUGUAAAUAAUAUAUGUGGUGAAAUCAAAUUAUAAAUUAGAGAUUUUAUCUCCUUUUACCUUUUUCAUUUGUAAACUAGUUGAAAUAAUGUUCAUAAAUGACUGCAACUAUAUUUACAGUGCAAAAUUAUAUUUGUUAUUCCUAUGUUUAUUGUUAGGAUUUAUGAAUUUAGUUAGAUUUCAGCCUCUCGGUUGAAAGUUGUCAUUGUCAAGAAUCUAUUUCCUUUCAUUUGUAAUUAGUUGAAAUAUUGUUCAUAAAUGACUGCAAAUAUAUUUACAAGGCAAAAUUAUAUUUCUUAUUCCUUACUUUUAUUGUUAGGAUUGAUGAAGUCAGUGUACUUCAAAAUGAUGCAGAACCCUAUAUUUGUUUUGCUAAGUUAUAUGUAUAUUGUCAGUUUCUUUACCUGAAAUUAACAGACAUGAAUUAUUCCCACAAUCAAAAAGUUAGUUUACUUCAAAAUGAUCUAGAACAUUAUAUUUGUUUCACUAUAUAAGAUGUACGUUUUAUAUAUAUAUAAAUUGUCAAUUUCAUUACUUGUAACAACCAUACAUACCAGUAAGUUAUUCCCGCAUAUAUGCUUAUGAUAUUCAGUUCCAUUUUCAAAGAUCAUAGUGCAGCUAGUGGAUAAUAUAGCAUUAAAUUCAGGGUCUUAUCUAUUUGUAGGUGGGGAAAAUACUCUCAUUGACUCCUAUAUAUAUAUGAGUUAUAUACCACUAGUUGUACUUCCGUAUACAUGUAGGCCUACCUAUUAUAUGCUAAAUUCUCCAUGAAUUAUUCAGAUGCUAUGUACGCAGUUGAGAUGUAUUGAAUGUGACCACUGUUCAGCAUUUAUCAAAUGUGAUGUUACCAAAAAGAAUAGAAGCUUCUAUGAAGCUACAAAGACAGAUGUAAUAGGAAAUGUUUACCGGUAGACCAAAGCAUGGGCAUUAAGGAGAUUUGUGUUUAUUUGGCAUAUCAUUUUUUUCAAAUUGAAAAAAGGAUUGUUAUGAAAAUACAAUAAACAUUGGCAGACAUUGACUCGGCCAAUGAUGCUUUUACGAUAUUUGAAGUGUUUAGGUGACUGGAAUUGGCUUGCUGUGUAACUAUAUCCUUUAAGAUCUGAAAUGGUUAAUCCCAAUACAGCUAUCUUCUUCAUUGAACUGCUUACCGGAUAACUUCUAUAAUGUGUUACAAAUUUAGAUUGUUGUGAGGAUACUUGCAUAUAUUGGCUUUGCAUUUAGAUCCACUGCAUGUGACAAAUGUUUUACACUUCUGAUCUAUGAUGACUUGACGUUACAACUCGUAUCAUAUAAAGUGAUUCUACAGUUAAAAUUCUAUAUUCUAAUAUUCUAAAAAUAAAUAUUCUAUUAAGUCAAGUAAGGAAUGUCAGUUGAAUAUUAGCAAAGCUUACAGCACCGUGUAUUACUUCUCUUUAAUAUAUGUUGGAUUUUUUUCCUAUCAUUAUUGAUUUAAAAGAAAAAAAUUUAACACCUAGAAAAUGAACACAAACUUGCAGUGUCCAUGCACAUAAUGAAGGCAAUAUUAGUUUGGAGACAGAAGGGUGUUAAUUCAUAAACUUGAACACAGAUUUAAAGCCCUUCUGGCUCUCAAUAGCUGAGAUGGGAUAUCUAAGAUUGGUUUUGCUUUUUCACCCUUUGUAACUUGGGAAGGACAGAGCUAGAAUGCUAAAUAUUAAUACAAGGAUCAAAAGCAAUUUACUUUGUAUUUACUCUCCUAGAUCAUGCUUAUACGUAUAAACUCUUGUUUGAUUUUAUCAUUUUGGGAAUAAGUUUGUCUUAAUGAAGAUUGGUUGGUGUGUGUUCUUCAGAUUUUUAAUUUUUGUUUGUUAAUGAAAAAAUUACUUAUUGUGAGAAGAAAUCAUCUGAUAUUGUACAUGUCCAUACACAUACUUAUUUUUCUUAGAGCAUCUGGUAUAUGUGAAUAAAACAUGAAAUGAGAUUUUAAAGUAA